CCAUCCCGCUCCCCCACCAGCCCCCCCUCCCUCCUUCUUCUCGGGCAGCCUUGCUCCACCAGUUCUGCACUGUGCCGGCCUGGAGUGGAGUAAAGGAGCGUAAAGAGGAGCAAGAAGAGAGGAUUUGCUGAACCGAGGAGAGACAGACGGGGGAGAGGGACCAUGGCUGCUCUCUCUGCCUUGCUGAAGACCUGGGUUAUACUGCAGACCCUGUGCCUGGCUCUGGCCCAAGUGAGGGGCCCACCUGGACCUCAGGGCCAGCCAGGCCCACCAGGCCCCUCUGGUACUCCUGGGUCCGAUGGCAUUGAUGGAGACAAAGGACCCCCUGGGCCGCCUGGACCACCAGGGCAAAAGGGAGAGCCAGGAGAGCCAGGUCCCGAUGGACCCCCAGGGGAGAAUGGUAUUGAUGGUUUGAUCGGAGCGAAGGGCGACCGCGGCCCCAUAGGGAACCCUGGCCAGAAGGGUCAACCAGGUUCGAGUGGUGAGCCUGGACCUCCUGGAUCCGGCCUUCCAGGUCUGUCUGGUAUUCCAGGACCAAUUGGUCUGCCGGGUGAAAUUGGACCCACUGGACCGAAGGGUAUUUUGGGACCACCUGGACCACCAGGACUUCCUGGACCUCCUGGCAAACCAGGUCCUCCUGGCAAGUUCAUCGGUGGAGAGGAGGGCAGCGCAGACUUAGAGUGUCCUCUUAACUGCCCAGCAGGACCUAAGGGUCCCCAGGGACUGCAGGGAGUCAAGGGACACAAAGGACGUGCCGGUAUUCUCGGAGAGCCCGGCAGCAUAGGAAAGCCGGGUCCCAAGGGAGAAAUAGGCAUCUCGGGGGAACAGGGCAUCCCAGGACCUCCGGGUCCAAUGGGUCUGCGAGGGUAUCCAGGAAUGAUGGGGCCUAAAGGAGAGGCAGGCCCUCGUGGUUACAAGGGCAUCAACGGACCUGUAGGAAUUCCUGGGCCUCCUGGUGAGGAGGGACCUCAAGGACCACCCGGAGAAGCGGGAGACAAAGGAGACAAGGGUAGCCGAGGUAUCCAGGGCCCGCAGGGUGCGGUUGGCAAAAAAGGAGAGAAUGGUCUGCCGGGUAUAGACGGAAAAGACGGCACACCUGGUAUUCCUGGAAUCAAGGGGGGCCCCGGGCAGGCUGGAAGACCUGGUCCUCCUGGUCCUCAGGGAACGGCGGGAUUACCCGGCAGCCCAGGGGCAAAGGGGGGGCCUGGAGAUAAGGGUGAACCUGGACCAAGGGGUCACACUGGCUCGUCUGGUGCACCCGGACCUCUGGGUGAGCCUGGUAUUCCUGGUGAGCCCGGUAUGGAAGGAGUCCCCGGACCCAAGGGCGACAGAGGACAGCGGGGAGAGGUUGGGCCACAAGGAAUAGUCGGCAAGCCUGGAAACAAAGGAGAAAGAGGGCCUAUUGGUGUCCCAGGUGCCCAGGGUCUCAGUGGGACGAAGGGAGACAAGGGCUUCCAGGGAAAAGUGGGUUCAAAGGGGGACAUCGGUGACCCCGGUGUUGAAGGAUUGGCUGGCGAGAAAGGUGAAAAGGGUUUGUCUGGUGAGCCUGGGCCCAAAGGACAGCAAGGAAUUAGGGGAGACUCUGGGUACAAUGGACCCACUGGAGACCCUGGUAAACCAGGAGACCCGGGACCACCUGGGCUGCCCGGCCCAAGGGGACUUAACGGAGAACGAGGAGUGCCCGGCAUGCCUGGCAUUGGGGGAUCACCGGGACGGGAUGCGUCUGACCAGCAUAUUAUUGAAGUGGUGCUGAAGAUGUUGCAGGAGAGGCUAGCUGCGGUGGCAGUGAGCGCCAAGAGAGCUGUGCUUGGUGGUACAGGUGUAAUGGGUCCUCCCGGACCCCCUGGGCCUCCAGGGUCACCUGGGCCUCAGGGCCAGCAUGGCUUACCUGGUGCCCGUGGCAUCCCUGGUAUUAUUGGAGCACCUGGGCAGAUUGGAAACACAGGCCUUAAAGGAAAGAGAGGGGCAAAGGGAGAGAGAGGAGAUCCAGGAAAACCUCACUCGGGACCACCAGGACCCCCAGGAAUCCAAGGUCCUCCUGGCGUAGAUGGCGUGGCUCGGGACGGUAGGCCCGGCGAGAGGGGACCUCAGGGAUCAGCUGGAGAGGCUGGUCGCCCCGGGAAACCAGGCCCAACAGGGCUCCCGGGUUACUGCGAAGCAGCCAUGUGCCUGGCCGCGUCGGCGUACACCUCCCCGAGACUACAGGAGGCGGGAACGAUCAAAGGACCCAACAUUUAGAGGCCUGCCCCUCCAUCAGCGGCUCACAACACCUGGGAGAGAGGGAAAGAAAGACAGAGAGAAGGCAACGGACCACUCCUCUCAGUCCAGACAACAUCAAGAGCGAGAGGUGGGGGACAAUAAUAGUACAGUGACUGGAUGUGAGGCCCCCCCCCCCACUUCCUCCUAGGACUGACAACCAGAGGUUUUGACUGGUGGGACAUCGUGAUCUUAAUCCCCCACAUCUCCAUGACAACAGCAGCUCAUAGCCACCCACAUCUCUCUGAAUUCUAGUGUUUUUUCAGAUGAUGUCAGUGUCAGUCCCGUCCAAAUAUCCCAGCUCCGUUCCAGCAGUCGAAGAGGAAUAGAUUCGUAUUGCAUCUCCUUGUCUCCCACCAAAACAGUAUCUGUGAGCUGAGAGGAGCUGAAGUAUGGUGAAGGUUGCUUUUUUUUUUUCUUUUACACCGUGGUCACUUUAAAUGGUUUUAUGCUACAUGCAAUAUUUUGGUUGUGUUUUGAAGUUUAAGUGACCCUAUCUCUCAUUCAACGGAUGCCUUAAAAGUGUACAAAAACGACCAAUAAAUGACCAAUUAAUUUUCA
Messenger RNA from Mugil cephalus (flathead mullet), 2817 nucleotides. It is a transcript of the gene col9a2, whose product is annotated as procollagen, type IX, alpha 2. Bases 163 to 2238 code for a protein of 691 amino acids. The record is from RefSeq and is a predicted model, not a curated record. NCBI's taxonomy places the organism in Eukaryota, Metazoa, Chordata, Actinopteri, Mugiliformes, Mugilidae. The transcript is spliced from 32 exons.